AUGUGGUUUCUUGAACACGAGUCGCUGUUUGGUGCAAAGCGCGUCUGGCUGCGCCCCGAGUCGCAGCAGCUCUUCGGUCGCACCAAGUCCAGCGAAGAAGGCAAGACAUGGAGAAUCGACAACAAGGCCGUCUCGCGGCAGCAUUGCACAAUCAAGGUCCUCAAGGUUUCUGUAGACGCUGGCUCGAAGCUGCACACUCGAUCGCAGGUUGAGAUUACGGAUCUUAGUUGCAGACAGGGCACUUCGGUCGAUGGCAAUAUGAUCAAGAGCACGAAGAACGAAGAUGGGUCGAUCGAGUACGCGAGGACGAUACUCGAGGGCACGGAACAUUCGAUUCGGCUGGCGCAGAGCUAUGAGCCGUUCAAGAUAUACUGGAAGCCGCUCGUCUUUACGUACGCUUCGAAGGAGACCAAGGAAUCAAAGGCUCGCAGCGCGAAGCUGCACGUGCUCGACAUUAAGACCACCGUCGACUUCAUAUUCGGCAAGACAACACAUGUUGUGACCCAGAAGCGCAACUUGCCCCGAGUGCUCUCCGGCCUCGUAGCUGGCAGGCACAUCGUGACGUCGGACUUCCUCGACGCCGUGAUCGAGCGAGCUACCCACACAACGGACAGCGAAUACGGCUAUGUGCCGUCGCCGCUGGAAGAGGACUUUGUCGCUCAGUGGCCCAAGGAGGAGGAAUACGUACCGCCGACUGCUACCGAACCCGUGCCUCGGCCGCAAGAGAUGCUCAAGCCCGACAGCACACGAUCAGAGAUUUUCCACAAUCUUACUUUCAUAUUCUUGGAUCCGAAUCAGCACAGUAGCCUGCAGGACCCUAUUUCCGGAGGUGGUGGAAAGGUGCUGCUCUACGAGAAGUUCAAGCAUGGGGAGACUACUGUACAGGAGUACGUUGACUAUGUUCGCAGUGUAGCUGGCAAGAAAAAGGGUAGUCGUGCGAACAAUGACAAGCUUCCUGUGAUCACGGUUCGCCUCGCAAUUCCUGCGGACGGCUCGGACGAGUGGGCUGCCAACUUCAUGAAUGGCGUAGACCACGCACUCGGCCAAAGGUCGAUGCUCCAGAACGAGUUUCUUGAUAUCAUCCUCGCUAAAGACAGAACUGGACUGCAGAAGCCACCGGAAGGCAUACCGGGAGCCACGUCAAGCGCACCAGAUUCAGCGACUCGGCGGUCCAUGCGGGACAGCACACCGGCAUCGAGAGCACCUUCUCAAGCACCCGAGUCAUCUGCUCUUACCGAUGAACCAGUCAAGCCGAACCCUCGUAAGCGCAUACAUCGGCCGAAGACUACAAGUCGCUUCACUGGCUUCGAUGACUAUGAGCCACUAGCAAAGAUUCGGAAGAUGGAAGAUACACAGAUGGAAGGUGUCCAGCAGUCCAUACCACAAUCCGCUCGCGAUGCGACUCAGGCGCCAGGCAACCAAUAUGCUACUGCUCUCACAACACAGACCCAGGCUCGCACGCAGAGAGCACUAUCACCCGCCCACGAGAUCAUUGAAAAGGAAGAGUUGAUAGACGCUCAGUUUCCCGCAGCAGCAGAGAUCAAGCGCCGCCGAGCAGCAACCCGCGCACCAUCAGUAUCCGUCGAGCCCGAGACCAACACGCCCGCCACUCAGCCCAAGCGCCGCGGUGUCGACGCCCUCGAGAGUCUGCAGCGUGCCCGUCAAAAGGCCGACAAGGACAUCAACGUGCGCGAGCAAACUCGGCUCCGCAUCAAAGAAGAAGAAGACCGGCGGAAAGCUGAUGAGGAGAGUUUGCGCGAACAGCUUGAAGGCAUCGACAUCGAGCAGAUGAAGAACCUCGCUGUCGUCGUGGAAAUGGAGGUUCUCCCACGGCAACGUAACGGUGAUAAUUUGCGCACGCCUGCGCAAGCCCGCGCGCAAGCUCAAGCUCAGAGCAAGAGCGACCGCUGGGACCCAGCCUGGAAUGGGCGCAAGAACUUUAAAAAGUUCCGGCGACGGGGCGCCGAGCUGGGCACCACGCCUCAUCGCGUUAUGGUCGCGCUCGAAGAAGCACCGCACCAGAAAAGCUUCAGUGACUCCUGGCUCCUCCCGGAUAUUGAGCCUCGAGCUAGCGGGCUGGCGCCGCGCAGGAAGAAACAUGGUGAGAGAGAAGACGACAGCGAGCCGGAGCAGGGCUUCAGGGGGAGGAAGAGCAGGACACAUUCGCAGCGACAGUCACCGCCGCAGCAGCCUGAGGUUGUGAAUGUCGAGGACAGCGGGCCGGAUGACGAGGAGGUUGUUGAGGCCAGGACGCAGAAGAGCUCGGUCAGGACGCAGAGGGUGGUUGAGACGCAGGUUUCUGAGCACGGGCGGAAGAGGCCUGGUGGUGCUGCCAGCGGGCAGCCGGCUGCGAAGAAAGGUAGGAUCGACCGCUCGAGGAGGAAUGACGAUAGCGAUAGUGACGAAGAGGAAACGGGAUUCAGGUUCAAGAGGAGGUAG
Didymella exigua CBS 183.55 is the source of this 2439-nucleotide messenger RNA. RefSeq names its product DNA damage response protein RcaA. Gene Ontology annotation, biological process: double-strand break repair via homologous recombination; mitotic G2 DNA damage checkpoint signaling. The coding region runs from base 1 to 2439 and encodes 812 amino acids. Gene Ontology annotation, molecular function: damaged DNA binding; protein binding. The record is from RefSeq and is a predicted model, not a curated record. Gene Ontology annotation, cellular component: Mre11 complex. The transcript has a single exon. NCBI's taxonomy places the organism in Eukaryota, Fungi, Ascomycota, Dothideomycetes, Pleosporales, Didymellaceae.